AUGGGAGCUCCCGAGGGAGAUGAUGGGAAUGACGUGGCAUAUCAGCCAGCGGAUGUUGCUGAUGACGUGGGAGAAAUAAAAGAAACGGAAGGCGGUGAUUUGGCGGCGAAGGAAGAUGACAAGAGUAAGAAGGACAGAGAAAGGAGGAAAAGCAGGGAUAAGGAUCGAGAUAAGGAUCGGGAGAAAGGUCGGGAUAAGGGUCGGGAUAAGGAUCGAGGCGAUAAGGAAAAGGAACGAUCGGAAAGACACAAGGAGAGGAAAGUCAAGGAGAAAAGCAAGGAGAAGGAGGAGGAGAAGAAACGUGAGAAGAAGGAUGAGGACAAAGGGAAUGGUUUGGCGGAGGAGGAGCGCGUUCGGCGGGCGAGAGAGGAGAGGGAGCGGGACGCCAUGGAGAGGUCCCCCUCUCCGGGGGAGAAGGCGCGGAGGCGGCGGGAGGAGCGGGAGCGGGAUAGCCUUGAGCGGAGCGGAUCCGAGGGGGAGGGGGAUGGGCGGAGAGGGGGGGCGUUUGGGGGCGGAAGGGAAGGGGAGGAGGUGGGAACGCGGGGGGGAUGGGGGAGGGGGGGAGGGGGGUUGGAAGGCGACGCGUCUCGUGAUGCUGGGGGCGGGUAUUACGGUGGUAGUGGGGUGUAUGGCGGGUAUGGUGGGGCGUAUGGUGGUGGUGGUGCAGGGGGUGCGGCAGGAGGGGAUGUGGAUAUGGCAGCUGCUGAUGCAUCACUGGGUGGUUACGGUGAUGCCAGUGCUGCUGAUGCUGCUGCUGGUGGCGGUCCUUCUGUGCUGCCCCCUAUGCCGCCUCUGCCGCCGCCUCCCCCGCCCCCCAUUGACCCCGAGGCGGAAAUGAGGAUGAUGCAGAUGAUGGGCAUUCCCAUGGACUUCAACACCACCAAGGGCAAGGAGGUGAAGGGAGCCAAUCAGCUGAGCGCUGUGAAGCUGUCCACUAAGAGGCAGCCACGUCAGUACAUGAACAGAAGAGGCUUUCUGCCACGCGCGCUGGCUGAGUGGACACUCCGCUUUCCCCAUAGCAACGUGGCGGUUCCCGCUUUUCCCCGCGCGCAGUUCCUUCCUGUCUGCGCAUUGAGUGGCACCACCGAGAGGCCACGCCUCGCAGUGUUCCGCUCCAACAACCACAUCUACGCCCAGGUGGUUGACGACACCAAGCAGCACACUCUCGCCGCCGCGUCCACCCUCACACCCGCCCUCCGCGAGGAGCUGAAGCUCACGUCCGGCCCCACUGUGGAGGCAUCACGGCGUGUGGGGCAGGAGAUUGCUAAGAUCUGCUUGGAGAGGGGAAUCAGCAAGGUGGCCUUUGACCGUGGGGGUUUCGUGUACCACGGCCGCAUCCAGGCUCUUGCGGACGGUGCUCGGACUAUUUUCGCCUACGGUCAAACGAGCAGCGGCAAGACGUUCACCAUGAGAGGCGUGCCUGCGUGCGAAGGCGUCAUCCCGCUCUCCGUCCGUCAGGUCUUCGACACCAUCUCGCAGACAAUGAACCGGGAGUUUCUCCUUCGAGUUUCGUACCUCGAGAUUUACAACGAGGAGAUCAACGACCUGCUGGCUCCCGACAACCGGAGGCUUCAGAUUCACGAGAGCUCGGAGAGAGGUGUCUUUGUGGCUGGGCUGCACGAGGAGAUCGUCAUGUGCCCGGACCAAGUGCUUCAGCUGCUCAGCGUUGGCGAAACGAAUCGGUCCAUUGGAGAGACGAAGAUGAACGAGAAGAGUAGCCGCUCCCACGCCAUCUUCCGUAUGGUGCUUGAAAGCAGGGAGAUCCCAGAGGAGGGGGCUACAGAGGCUGAAAGUCCUGUUCUCGUCUCCAGUCUGAACCUGGUUGACCUUGCCGGGUCAGAAAGGGUGGCGAAGACGGGUGCGGAAGGGUCGCGGCUGAAGGAAGGCGCGCACAUCAACAAGAGCCUGAUGACGCUGGGGACGGUGAUCAACAAGCUCAGCGAAGGCGCGGAUAGGAACGGGGCGCACAUCCCGUACAGAGACAGCAAGCUGACGCGCAUCCUACAGCCAGCGCUGGGUGGCAACACCAAGACGGCCAUCAUCUGCUGCGCCACCCCCGCUCUGAGGCAUGAGGACGAGACGCAUGGCACUCUCCGAUUCGCCCUCAGAGCGAAGUGCAUCACCAAUUGCGCCAAAGUUAACGAGAUCGUCACCAACAACGUGCUCCUUAAGAGGCAGGCAAAGGAGAUUGAGGACCUGCGGCGCAAGCUGGAAGCAUCCCACUCGCCUGAGAUGGAGCAGGAAAUCAUGAAGCUGCGCAACGCCAUGCUCAAGAUGGAGUCGGAGAAGGAGGUGAUAGCGCUGCAGCUGCAGGAGGAGCGGGCGGCGCACUCACAGAAGGAGCAGCGCAUCAAGGAGCAGGAGAGGAAGAUUGAGAACCUCAGCACGCUCGUUAUCAAAGCGGCUGCAGGGGACAGGCAGAACGACAGGCGGCCCAAAAAGGGCAAUCGCAGGGAGUCGUGGUGUCCCAACGCACGAGUGGAGAGCAGCCCAGCCAGAAUCAAGGAGAACCAGCCUGGGGGAAUCAAGCGCCUGGCAUUCAUGCGCCGUGCCAUGGCCUUCAAAGAAGAUGAUGAGGAAGAGGAGGACGAGAAGGAAGAGAAAGAUGAGAAGGAUGAGAAGCCAGUUAAGGUUCAGGAGGUGAAUGGGGCUGCGAGGAAGAGGAGGAUCAGCAGCGUGCAGAAGCUGGCAGCUCUGUGGGAGACGAGUGGGCCCAAGGAGGUGAAGAACGAGGAGGAAUCUGAAGGGUUUCAGGACGGCCAGGUGUUUCAAAACGAAGGGCGGUUUGGGUCUGGGGUCGCCCAGGAUGAGAGUGCCCGUGAUGGUUCAAAGAAGAGGCGGGCUGCGCCGUUCUUUGGAGCUAAGGAGGAGAACUCUUCUGAGGUGUCUUCGCCUGUUGCAAAGAAACCUCUGCGUGGUGUGACCAUCAGCAGCACCCUGUCAGCUCAAUGGAACGAAGGGCAUGCGAAGCAGCUAGCAGAAAAGGACGCGCUUAUAGCGCAGCUGCAAGCACAGGUAGCCGCCAUGCAGGUCAACGCAGGCGGAGGAGGAGGAGGCACAGGAAGAAGCGCAGAAGGCGGAGUGAGUGUUGCAAACUCAGAAGUAGGAGCAGGCCCUGGUGCAGAGACGGGGAGGGAGGCGGGAGAGGGAGGGGAUGAGAAGGAUCAGGAGGCGUCGGGUGCAGGGUCGGGCCAGGAAAGACGGUCAAAGAGCAUGGGCACCCCUGCUGUGCUGGCGCAUGGGCUUCAGGCUAAGGUGGCAGCUCUUGAAAUGGAGAAGGCGUGCAUGCAGAGGGAGCUGGACUAUCUUCAGGAGGAGCUGGAGGAUUGCAAACGGCAGCUAGAGGAGGCACAAGCAGCUGCCAAGGCAGACACUCCCCGCUGCGACAACUGCAGCGCACUGAAGGAAGCACUGGAAUCAGCCAACUCUCAGUUAUACGAAACAGAGCAUCUGCUACAGGAAGCCACUGCCGAAGCAGCUCAAGCAAGAUGCGGGCCAGCAGGAGCAGCAGGUCAGCUGUUGGAGAAGCAGAGGGAGCUGGAGGCAGCAGUGUGGGAGGCGUCUCAGUUGAAACGGCGAGUAGAGGAGCUAGAAGCGAAUGUGAUUGCAGUGGAAGGGGUGCUGCUGGAGGUGAGCGGGGAGAAGGACAGCUUGGAGGAGGAGGUGGGUCGGCUUAAAUCACUGCUGACGGAAGGGAGGGCGGGGGCUGGUGGGGAUGACGCGGCUGGGAAGGAAUGUGAUGUGAGGGGAGUGGAGGAGAUGGAGAGGUUGAGGGAGGUGGUGGAGCAGAGGGAGAGGGAGCUGACGUCCCUCCAUGACGCUGUGAGGAGGCUGCAGGCGGAUGUUGCUCAGGCUCUUGGGGAUCCUGCCCCUGCCCCUGCCCUUGACACAGUGAACCACGGUAGCAGUAUGGAGCCUGGUGCAGGUGCUGGGAAGGCGGUGGUGGGGGAGAUGAGAGACCUGUGCGCGGCUGUUGGGCGGGUGAUCUCGUCCUUAGCUGCUGCCAGGAGUAAGUCAGAGGAUUUGAGUCUGCAGCUGAAGCAGGUGCGGGAGAGGGAGACGGAGGGCGAAAGGAAGCUGGCAGAGGCUCAAGCUGCAGCAGCUGAGAGCGCCAGGAAGCUGGCUCAUGCUCAGUUGGAGAGGAAGGGAGGAGAGGAGGAGGCAGCGGUGGUAAGCAGGCUGCAAGCGGAGUUGGAAGAAGCCGGGAGGGAGUUAGAAAGGGCGGUGGCAGCCCGGGAUACGGUGGAGUUGAACCUGUUGACUGCCAGACGAGAGGCAGAUGCAAGGGCUGCGGAGAGUGCGAGGCAGAUGGGGGUGUUUGAGGAGAAGAUAAGGGUGUUGGAAGGGGAGGUUGAGCGGGAGAGGGAGGAGAGGAGGACGUGGGAGGAGAGGGCGGAGGAGAGAGAGGGAGAGGUGCGGAGAGCGGCAGGGGAGAAGAGGGAGGCGGAGGAGAGGCUGGAGGGAGUGAGAAGGGAGGUGGAGGAGAUGAGUGCGAGGGUGGGGGAGAAGGAGAGGGAGCUGGCUGCUGUGCAGGAGGAGCUGAAGCUGGUGCUGAAAGAGAAGGACUCAGCAAGCCAGAGGGCGGACCAAGUGGCAGCAGAUCUGGAAGCAGCAAGGGCCUCAGCAACCGAGGCUCAGCUGCAGCUCGAGGUAUGCAAACAGCAGCACGCAGAGGAGCUGGCUGAGGCUCGCAAGGAGCUACUCGCAACCAAGAAGGAGAUGAGCUCCCUCAAGGGCAAGCCAGGAGCAGCCGAGCGCGAGCGGGACCAGCUGAGAAAAGAAGCAGAGAAGCGGAAAACCAAGAUGCUGGACCUAGAGGCGAAGCUGAAGGCGGUUCAGGCGGAGAAACUGAAUCUGCAGGUGGAUAAGGCGACCCUGGAGCGAGAGGUGAAGAGCCUGCGGAACCAGAGCAACCAGCUGGCGCGGGAUCUGAGCAAGCGGGAGCAGGUGGAGGAUAAGCGGCGCGAGGUGCAGGCAAAGGCUGUGCAGGCGGACAGGCAGCUGGCGGCGAUGGCGUCGGAAAUUGAGGAGAAAUACAGGGCAAUCGUGGACCUGCAGGAAGCACUCGAAGGUGCAGAGGGCGAGAGGGACGAGCUGAGGCUGAGGGUGGCGGCAGCGGCGGAGGAGAGCGAGCAGCUGCAGGCAGAGGUGGAUGCGGGGCAGGCGGACCUGCAGGAGGUGCUGGCGGACUUUGAGACGGCCACCACGCAGAUCAAGGCCCUGCAGGAGAUUCGCCAGGAGCUGACGGAGCAGGUGGAGGAACUGGAGAGGGGCAAGGCGGAGGCAGAGGCAGCUGGGAAGGAGGCAGAGGGGAAGAUUGUGGCGCUGCAGGCGAGGAUUCAGCUGGCAGAGGAGGAGAAGCGACAGCUGGAGGCAGACAUUGCUGCUGCAAGAAAGGAGCACUCUGAGCUAGCCGCACAGCACAAGGAGGCAGUGCAGGACCUGGAGAAGGAGAAGGCGAGAGUGGCCAAUCUGGAGGGCGAUCUCAGAGCGGAGAGAGCCAAGAGCGAGCGCCUUGGAAAGCAGGCGGACGAGGUGGUGGCGAUGGAGAGCAAGCUGAACGCAGCGAAUGAGAGGAUAGCGGGGCUGCAGAGGCAGGUGCAGGAGCGGGAGGAGCAGGUGGAGCAUCUCAAGCAAGAGAGAAAGGAGGCGGAGGAGGAGGCGCGUGCAGAGGGGGAAGGAGCUGCCCUGGCUGUGAAGAGGGAGCUGGCGUCGCUGCAGAACAAGUACAGUGCUCAAAAGAGUGUGUGGCGCAAGGCCUUUGCAGAGAAGAAGGAACGGGUCGAGAAUCUCACGGGUCGACUGCAGCAGUCCGAGCAGCAGCGGAUGGAGCUGCAGCGGCUGCUGCAGUCACUGCAGGCAGAAGCAGGGAGUGAAGGCGAGGAGGAGGAGGAGGCAGGGAACAGGAGAAAGGGGAGUGGUGGUGAGUGGAGGGGGCGCAAGGAGGUGGUGGCAGUGCUGAUCAGCGCGCAGGACACAAACAGGAAGCUUGUCAAGGACCUGGAGGGCGCCAGGCAGAAGCUGGCAGAGGCAGAGAAGCAGAGGGAUGAGCUGCAGCAGGUGUUGGAUUUGAAGGAGGAGGCGUGGGAGGAGAGGGAGGAGAAGGAGAAGCGCCUGCAGCAGCUGGAGCUGGAUGUGAAACUGUAUGAAGCAAACCAGAAGGACUACCUCAUGCAGAUUGAGUCACUGGAGAAUCAGCUUCAAGCGAAGGAGAACCAGCCAAGAGGUUCUUUGACCGGACAUGGCGAUAAAGUCUGUCAGAUGAGCAUAGCUGUGGGUAAGAAUGGUGUCUCGCCAUCUCCCAAGAGGGCUCGCCAACCACUAACAGAUCUACACUAG
Molecule: messenger RNA, 6339 nt
Organism: Closterium sp. NIES-65
Lineage: Eukaryota; Viridiplantae; Streptophyta; Zygnematophyceae; Desmidiales; Closteriaceae
Source: the annotation of a GenBank genome assembly